AUGAGUUUGAAUACUCUCAGGGUCAAUGCCCCCAUCAAAGCGACAAGCACGGUUAUUAUUCUUCAUGGUCUAGGUGAUUCAGCAGAUGGAUGGCGGUUCCUUAGUGACUUACUUCACCAAUAUGAGCAGUUCAAGACUGUCAACUUUAUUUUUCCGAAUGCUCCAAUUAAGCCAUUGUCAUGUGCAGGAGGACAGAGAAUGUCACAGUGGUUUGAUAUCUUUGACAUGGGGAAUCCCAACGCUAGACAGGAUGAAGUUGGCUAUUGGGGUUCAGUGUCUAGAAUUAACAAUCUGAUAGAGGACGAAACCAACAAUGGCAUUGAUUCGUCGAAGAUUAUCAUUGGAGGGUUUUCUCAGGGUGCUUCAGUCAGUUUAGGAGUUGCAGCUUCAUAUGAGAAAAAACUGGCUGGUGUUCUUUGCUUGUCUGGGUUUUUCGGAAUGAAGCAGGGCAUUACUUCCAGGUUGAAGGACACAAACAAAAACACUCCGAUUUUCCACGGCCAUGGGGACCUGGAUCCUGUUAUAAAUAUCAACUGGGCCAGAGCCACAGCAAAAUAUUUCAAAAAUGAUUUAGGUUUUUCCAAUUAUGACUUGCAAGAGUACCCCGGCAUGGCCCACUCCACAUGCAAUGAAGAAAUAUCAGAGAUUGCUGAGUUUAUCACUGCCAAACUAUCUUUAAAAUGA
Pichia membranifaciens NRRL Y-2026 is the source of this 684-nucleotide messenger RNA. RefSeq lists its product as hypothetical. The coding region runs from base 1 to 684 and encodes 227 amino acids. The transcript has a single exon. Gene Ontology annotation, molecular function: carboxylic ester hydrolase activity; palmitoyl-(protein) hydrolase activity. The record is from RefSeq and is a predicted model, not a curated record. Gene Ontology annotation, cellular component: cytoplasm. NCBI's taxonomy places the organism in Eukaryota, Fungi, Ascomycota, Pichiomycetes, Pichiales, Pichiaceae. Gene Ontology annotation, biological process: protein depalmitoylation.